This is a messenger RNA of Elgaria multicarinata webbii, 3859 nucleotides long. It is a transcript of the gene IHH, whose product is annotated as Indian hedgehog signaling molecule. Bases 35 to 1252 code for a protein of 405 amino acids. Gene Ontology annotation, biological process: cell-cell signaling; cell fate specification; smoothened signaling pathway. The record is from RefSeq and is a predicted model, not a curated record. The transcript has 3 exons. NCBI's taxonomy places the organism in Eukaryota, Metazoa, Chordata, Lepidosauria, Squamata, Anguidae. Gene Ontology annotation, molecular function: calcium ion binding; patched binding.
UCCUGCUGAGCGCCUGGUCGUCGUCGUCGGAGCCAUGAAGGCGGCUCGGCUGCUGCUCCUGCUGAGCGGCUGCGCGCUGCUCCUGCUGGCGCCGGCGGUGCGCGGCUGCGGGCCGGGCCGGGUGGUGGGCAGCCGCCGACGCCCUCCCAGGAAGCUCAUCCCGCUCGCCUACAAGCAGUUCAGCCCCAACGUGCCCGAGAAGACGCUGGGCGCCAGCGGCAGGUACGAGGGCAAGAUCGCCCGCAACUCGGAGCGCUUCAAGGAGCUCACGCCCAACUACAACCCGGACAUCAUCUUCAAGGACGAGGAGAACACGGGCGCCGACCGCCUCAUGACCCAGCGCUGCAAGGAUCGUCUCAACUCUCUGGCCAUCUCCGUAAUGAACCAGUGGCCGGGGGUAAAGCUGCGUGUGACGGAGGGCUGGGAUGAAGAUGGGCACCACUCCGAAGAGUCGCUGCACUACGAAGGCCGGGCGGUCGACAUCACCACCUCUGACCGUGACCGCAACAAGUAUGGGAUGCUGGCGCGCUUGGCUGUGGAGGCUGGUUUUGAUUGGGUCUACUAUGAGUCCAAGGCUCACAUCCACUGCUCUGUUAAAUCUGAGCAUUCAGCAGCAGCAAAGACAGGAGGUUGCUUCCCAGCACGGGCACUGGCAACCCUAGAAAGUGGGACCAAGAUGCCAGUGUGGGCACUGAGGCCUGGGCAGCGGGUUCAAGCCAUGGACGAACAAGGCCGCCCCACAUACAGUGAAUUCCUGGGAUUUCUGGAUAAGGCGUCGUCAGCGCACAUUGCUUUCCACGUUAUUGAGACACGGGACCCGCCCCGCCGCCUUGCCCUCACUGCAGCACACCUCCUUUUUGUGGGGGAGAAUGCCACGGCACCAGCGAAGGCGGUUUUUGCCAGCCUGGUUCGCCCGGGCCAGCAUGUACUGGUGACAGAGGGGGGCGAGAUCCGGCUGGCCAGCGUGGCGGCUGUCUCUGUUCGGAUGGACAUCGGAGCCUAUGCUCCUCUCACAAGCCACGGGACCCUGGUGGUGGAUGACGUGGUGGCAUCUUGUUUUGCCCUGGUGCAGGAGCAGCGCCUGGCACAGCUGGCCUUCUGGCCCCUUCGACUCUUCCACAGCCUGGCAGGGGGCGAGCGGACCCAGCCGGACGGUGUGCAUUGGUACUCGAGGCUGCUGUAUCGCCUGGGCCGAUUGCUCCUGGCUUCGGACAGCUUCCACCCGUUGGCCACAGCGCAGUUUGAGAGCUGAGCUGAUGUCAUCAUCAGGUGCCCCCACCCGCGAAAGAGGGAGGAACCAGGUCCCCUCUGGUGGUUCUAGGGAGGGACUCUAUGGUAGCCAGAAUCCUGAUUGUGGAGGGAAGGUGUGGCCAGUGGCUUCCUGUCACCUUCCCCAAGCACAAGGGUUGACGGGAGGGUUUGACCCCUCCUAUGUCUCCGGUGGGUCUUUUUUGGCUACGGAAUGGGACGCCCAAAGACAGGGCUGUAUGCUGCUAUUUCGGUUCAAGAGCCUCUGAUGCAAAGUGGGAAAGGGGUGGGGGAGCUAGCCAGGUGGAUGCGGGGUGAGUGGAAGUCCUGAAGCCGGGGGCAGAGGAAUCCUGCAUCCCAAUGUGUAGACCGGGGAAGAAGGGCAUGUGGGCCUCUGUAAGGAGGUUACUGGGAGGGGCUGAGGAUGGGGCCUAGAUGGGACUUACUCUAGGGCAUAAAUCCACAAAAGGCCCUCCUUUUCGGGGCUGCGUGCUCCUCUCCUAGCCCUGCGUCAUUGUGGCCAAUUGGACUGUGACAUGCAAAGUAGCUGUAAGGGAGAUCCUUGGGGGACUCUUCCAUUGUCAGAAUGGUGAGAGGUGAAGCCUUCCCUCCAGCCGCCAAUCAACUGGGCUUUUGGGCAAUGAGGUUCAAUGGGACGUGCACCAACCAGCCCAGGAGUGAGAGGUGAAGUCACCUACUAUUUCAAAGGAGCAGGCAGUAGAGACAAGGGUGAGCAACAUUUUGGCCGGAUGUUUUGGCCUACAACUCCCAUGAACCCUCACCAUUGGCUACGCUGUCUCAGGCUGAUGGGAACUGUGGGCUAAAACAUCUGGAGGGCUGCAAGUUGCCUACCCACAGCAGAGAGGAGAUGUUCUUUAUGAACUCACACAGUCACCUCUGGAUUAACUGGUCUUGUCCAGGAGUAAUUACGACCCCUACUGUCUGUCCUCACAUUCACUAAUGUAAAUUAAAAGAAACACUCCUCCUAUGAUCAGCAUGCACUGAAAGAAUGGGAGGUGCAGGGUGGGUGGGGGAAAAACAAACAAACCUUUCAGCCUGCUUUAAGUAACCAAGCCUGGCUGUGUUGACUAAUGGGUGGUUAAUAAUACAGUUCGAUUAGGGAGAACUCACCCUUGUUAAGUUAUCCUGAAAAAUCACAUGGAGGCACAAAACUAGAGAGGUUAAUUGGGAAUCACAGCUGUUUGUGGUCAGGCAGAAUGGGUUGGCGGUAGUGGUGAGGAGGAGGAGGAGCUAGAUGGAGGUGGGAAGAGGUGGAGUCUAUUUUGGUUUCUUAUGCUUCUGAUUGCUUCUUGAAAGUACCGGAGGGCAGGCAUCCUGCUGGGCUCUGAGCUUCCAUUCUCACAAGGCCCUAGUAGCAGCAGCACCAUGCAGCACUUCCGAUAACCAUACUUAUGGGAGCAACGAGAAGAGCUGCAUUGCCCCCUACAUCUCCCACUGUAGCGGUCUGAGAUAGGUUCAUAAACAGCAUGGCUUCUCAAGGUGGAACUACAUGUUAUGAGACCACACUAAAUUGGCAGUGGAGCAUUUGCAGAGGAGAAUCAGUGGGGAGGAAGGGGUAUGUAACCCUCCCCCACCAACCACGUUAUGUGUACAAUUGGUUUUUUUCAAAAAAAUCCUUCUGUACAUGGCGGGGGGUGGCGGGAAGAGGCAUGUACAACACGUGUACUCAGUUGCGAGCACUCACAAAUUCUAUUUUGUGGCAUGUGCACACAUGCAUUGGAAAGCUGUGGUUUUGUACUUCAUGCACAUGCAGUAUAGCAGGCCCAUGUGUACAUCAGGUUUAUCAAUAGCCACUUACUCAACUGUAGUGAAUAAGAAUUGCUUCCAGGCUGGAAAAGAAAGUGUACUCCUUCCCCCCCCCCCACGACGGUCAAUGUGCCAAAAACAAAUAAAGGCACAAUCCUAUGCAUGUUUGGACUGGGGCAUGCUGGGAGUUGUGGGACUUUUUUUCUGUCUAAACAUACACAGGAUUGCGCCCUAGUGUUGUUUUUUUGGUGUGGGUGGGCGGGCUGGCUAAUUUCCCCCCACUGGACUAUUAACUUAUGAGGUGUACUCAAUGUUUUGCUACAUGCAGGUAAUAUCCAUGUUGGAAAUAGUCACGUGUGAAGCAGCCUGGAGUUGGGCCUCUCUCCUUGAGAGGACCCCAGAGCACUUUGCAUCACUCAGAACCAGGAACUGCCCCUUUCCCACCUUCUUGUCUGACCCCGGCAUUUCUCCCGAGUCCAGCCAACAGGAUAGAGGGAUAGCCGUGUCCCUUCCUAGCAGCAUGACUCAUGAGGCCUCCUCCAUAGUCCCAGUGGUGAUAGUGGUUGGGAUGUCUCCUCUCCUGUCACACCACAUUUAUUUAUUGACCUGUACUUUGCAGGGUGCUCAGAAACAUUUCCCUGAUGAGUAAAGCCUUCUGCUAAAGAAGACCACAGGGGUGGGGGGUGGCGUGGGCAAAGCAUUUUUUUUCUAAUAAUAAAAAGUAUUUAAGGAUUAUUUCAGAGAAGCACAGUUUUUAUGGGACACUUGGGAGUGUGAGAGGGAAUCACAAAGCCUUUGUCUCUUCACUGGAUGUAAAUUUCCCAAACAGGUGAGAAGUCCAAUA